CGCCUGCGUGGUGGCUCCCCGGACUAGGCGCCCGGCGGACGCGGCUGAUACCUUGGUUCCCGAGGUCCUCUCACGAGCCCGCUUGUGCGCGGCGUCCUGCGCGUACGCCUUGCAAGCCUCGGCGCCAUGGGUCUGAUUUCCGAUUCCGGCCUGCGAGUGGAAUGGAUUGCAGCAGUUACCAUUGCUGCUGGUACAGCAGCCCUUGGUUACCUCGCUUACAAAAGAUUCUAUGUUAAAGAUCACCGCAGUAAGACCAUGGUAAACCUUCACAUCCAGAAAGACAACCCCAAGAUAGUCCAUGCUUUUGACAUGGAAGAUUUGGGAGACAAAGCUGUGUACUGCCGUUGUUGGAGAUCCAAAAAGUUCCCAUUCUGUGAUGGGACCCACACUAAACACAACGAAGAGACUGGGGACAACGUGGGACCUCUGAUCAUCAAGAAGAAAGAAACUUAAUGGACAGUUUUGAAGCUGCAGACCAUCCUUUCAUGACGUUACCUGAUUAUUUAACUAGAAUGAUUACUGAUUACCACUUCUCUCUAAUUCACCUCCCCUCCUUCUAGAUGUGGAAUAUUGCCAACCUCAGCUUUCACAUUCAUGGCAUUUGCCUUACUUGUUGAAGGAUUGUGGUGCACAUUUUGUUUAAACAAACACACACACACA
Messenger RNA from Perognathus longimembris pacificus (Pacific pocket mouse), 660 nucleotides. RefSeq names its product CDGSH iron-sulfur domain-containing protein 1-like. The transcript has a single exon. Gene Ontology annotation, biological process: regulation of autophagy. Bases 127 to 453 code for a protein of 108 amino acids. Gene Ontology annotation, cellular component: intracellular membrane-bounded organelle; mitochondrial outer membrane. NCBI's taxonomy places the organism in Eukaryota, Metazoa, Chordata, Mammalia, Rodentia, Heteromyidae. The record is from RefSeq and is a predicted model, not a curated record. Gene Ontology annotation, molecular function: 2 iron, 2 sulfur cluster binding.